AUGGACAAGCAAGAAAGCAGACCGACAUGGAGCAGGCAGAUAGAGUUCACCCUGGCGGGUAUUGGCUCCGCGGUGGGUCUUGGAAACAUUUGGAGGUUCCCUUACCUCUGCUUCAGGAGUGGAGGAGGUGCUUUUUUGGUACCCUACCUUCUCAUGCUGAUUGUUUUGGGGAUUCCUCUACUCCAUAUGGAGUUGGCUGUCGGACAAUACACAAAAAGGGGGCCAGUCCACGCUCUUGCUCAAUUCUGCCCACUUUUAAAGGGUGUAGGUAUAGCAUCCGUGGCCAUUUCUUUCAUCAUGUGCACUUACUACAACGUGGUCAUCACUUGGGCACUCUACUACAUGUUCAGCUCCUUCCAAGCGCCGCUACCCUGGCAGAGUUGCAACAACACGUGGAACACACCCAACUGCACCGAUCACGCCACCAAUGGCAGCUACUCGUCCACGGCCAGCCAGGAGUUCUUCAAAUACAAGAUGCUGCAGCAAACGGGCCGAGUUGAGGAUGCGGGAGUCAUCCGGUGGGAGCUUUGCCUUCUUCUCCUGCUGGCUUGGAUUCUCAUCUACCUUUGCAUCUUCAAGGGGACCAAAUCAACAGGGAAGGUGGUUUACAUCACAGCGCUGCUCCCCUAUGUCAUCCUCUUCGCCCUGCUGGUCAAUAACGUGCAGCUUCCCGGAGCAAUGCAGGGUAUAACGUUCUUCAUUGUGCCAGAAUGGGACAAGCUACUUUCAGUCGAGGUUUGGGUGAACGCCGCGGCGCAAAUCUUCAACUCUAUCGGAAUCGGGUUCGGAUUCCUCAUAGCGAUGUCCAGUUAUAACACUUUCAACAACAACAUUAUUAAGGACACACUGACGAUAUCCAUCGUCAAUUCCCUAACCAGUAUUUUAUCAGGUUUUGUAAUAUUCUCGGCUUUCGGAUACAUGUCUCACCUGCAGGACGUUCCGGUGCCUGAGUUGGCUGUAGAUGGUCCAGGACUUGUGUAUGUUGUCUACCCACAAGCAUUUUCCAGUAUGCCGGUGCCUCAGCUGUGGGCUGUGCUCUUCUUCUGCAUGCUUCUUUUCCUUGGAAUUGAUAGUGAGUUUGCCAUGGUUGAAGUGAUGGUCACCAGUCUGGUGGAUCAAUCCAAUCAGCAGCUUCUGAAAUUCUUCAAGAGGAAAGAGCUGUUAGUUCUUGUAGUUUGUUCAAUCGCGUUUCUUCUCGGGAUUCCAAAUGUGACGCAGGCGGGGAUCUAUGUUUUCCAGCUAAUGGAUCAUUACACCGCCAUCGUGUCUAUUAUGUUCCUCGCAUUCUUCGAGGUGGUAGGCAUUUGCUGGUUUUAUGGUGUGAGGCGGUUAUCUGACAACUUGGAAGAGAUGACAGGGAAAAGGCCAAGCAUAUUUUUCAAACUGUGUUGGCAAAUCAUCGCUCCUUUUCUAGUCACCGUUAUCCUCAUUUUUUCAGUUAUCCAGUUCAAACCAGCUCGCUAUGAAGACUAUGUUUUCCCUCCGUGGGCUCAAGGGCUUGGCUGGGUCAUCGCCAUGGCAUCCAUCGUUUGGAUCCCUUUGGCCUCCAUUCACACAUUGUGGGUGCUACCUGGCUCAUUUUUGCAGAAACUAAAGCUGUCCAUCACACCGUACGCCCUGAAUGAGAUGUCCAAAAUGCCAUACUAUGAAAGGGGAGGACGUAAUAAAAACCAAGGUGUCUCAGUCAUCAGCACCAUCAGUUUACAAGACAAACCGGCAAAUCAGGGCAGUUGA
Molecule: messenger RNA, 1734 nt
Organism: Nerophis lumbriciformis (worm pipefish)
Lineage: Eukaryota; Metazoa; Chordata; Actinopteri; Syngnathiformes; Syngnathidae
Source: RefSeq, a predicted model, not a curated record